Bicyclus anynana (squinting bush brown) is the source of this 1233-nucleotide messenger RNA. RefSeq lists its product as uncharacterized. The record is from RefSeq and is a predicted model, not a curated record. NCBI's taxonomy places the organism in Eukaryota, Metazoa, Arthropoda, Insecta, Lepidoptera, Nymphalidae. The coding region runs from base 333 to 935 and encodes 200 amino acids. The transcript is spliced from 3 exons.
UAAUAAUCUAAAACCAAUACAGAAUAGCUUUGCGGCGAAGUAAUAGAAUGGAACAAAAUUUAAAUAAAUUGUACCUGGCCUCGAAAAGUUAGUAUUCUUUUUUCAAUUCAAACCGCAUUUUUCUUACCAAAGCAAAGUGCGAACCCCUUUUUGGUUAAAAAAAAUACGCGGGAAGUUUUCGGUGUCUUGAAAAAAUAAUUUCGCUGUAACUAACCAAUUACUAUCUAGUAAAAUAGUAAAUUCUAAACUUCUGACUCAAAAUCUGUAUUUGGAUUUUGGAGUAUAUUUGGUACCAUCCAUUUCCAUUAUCAUUAUUUAAUUUUGUGACAAAAAUGCCACCCAUAAAAAAAUCAGUUGCAUCUAAAUUAUUAUCUGAUGAUUUUCUUACUAACUCGGAAGUUUUGGAGAACAAAAAACAAAUAAAAAGAAAAGGAAUUGAUAUGGUACAAAUUCCUAAUUUGUCGGACUCAAUUGUGGCUAAGAAGAGUAAAGUUAGUGAAAAUAUUGAAGCUUGUGGAGAAUCAAGGCAGAAGACUUUAAAUGUUAUAAAUCGCCAGUUAGACACAAGGAAAGAGAUGUAUGAUGAAAUGUUAUCAAACUUAUCUGAAAACAUUGAGAAUCUUGAAGCUGAAUACAACAUUUUGAAAGAAAAUAAACAGAAACUAGAACAGUUUACUGAAUCAGCUUUAAAAUGUAUAGAAAAGUCUGCUAGUGAUUACAAACUAAAAAUUAAAGCAUUCAAACAAGCUCAUGAUUUGUUCAAAAAAAGGUUUGAGGAAACUGAUUUAGAUCAAAGAAGUGAAAUGAAAAAAUUGGGAGAAGAAUUAGAUGGAGAUGUACAGAAGUUGAAACAGAAACUAAUAGCUGAGACCAAGCAAAGGGAACGCAGUAUUUUGGAAAAAUGCUUUAUGCAGGCUAUGCACAAAAAUUGUUGAUUUGAUUUCUUUUUUAUUUGCAUUUUGUUGUACAUAAUUUAUUGGUGUGAUUUGAUUUGCUUGUAAUCUUAAUAUCAAGGUAUUAGAAAUGGAGUGUUCCUCUCAUGCAACACAGUUUAUGAAUGUCAACAAUACAGCGAUACAUCAGUUCUAUUGCCUUGUUAUCAGGAUUUCUAUCAUAAUUAAAAUGUAAUGAACUUAAUUUGAUAUUUAACUUUUAAAACUGCAAUAAAUUUAAAAAUACUAAGACAACCUCUCUGGUAUAGCUGUCCUAGCAUUCAUUAUUUAUAACUAAAAA